ACGUGGGAAGACAAGAAAUAACCAAGAGCAUGCUGUUUUUUCAAAUUGAAAUUUAUAUUUCAUAUAAAGCGCCACGACGAAUGAGUCGUGUCAAUCGGUUUCUCAUUGGCACGUGUUUAGUUUGAAAUCGCCGAUUUCAAUUCGGGAUUGGUUGUAAUUAAUGUUUGUGGUCAGUGGUUGUGAUCGUAAUGUUUUCGUUGCGAUCGGUUGCGGUGGUUUCGUUCAUAAAGGAAUUUCAUUUCCCUCACAUUUAUAUCUAUGCCCAAAUGGUUUCGAACAGAAAAAUCGAUAAUCAAAGCUUAGGCCGAGCUCGAACAUAAAUAAAAAAAAUGGAAGGCACGCGACUGAUAGUGGAACGCGUUCUUUCAUCUAUUGUGUGGAAUUGAAUAAAGAAUGGCCGGGAAGAUGGCGGCGGCAGAGUUAAAACAUGACAAUGCUUCGUGCUACGAAACUCAGAAAAGAAAUGCAUCGACAGCGAUGUCGCACAGGGAAAUCGAAUGUUACCGGUUCCGAUUAUUCGAUUUAAUUUACUACAUGAUAUCUGUCAGUUUUUUUUUCAUCGAUAUAGCAACAGACAGUAUUGUUUUUACGGAGUAUUUUUUACAAGGCCAAUUUAUCUGGGGAUGCUUUGCCUUGAGUUUCACAAUUUUACCCGCUGCUGUUAUACAAAUGUUUAGUUUGAGAUGGUAUCAAAGCGAUGGCUCCAUUAAAGCUAUACAUUGGCUGUUACAUUUUCUCUUUUUAGGAGUAUUACAAAGGUAUUUAAUAUUACUUUAUGCUACAAUUUAUUCAUUGAGGAGCAAACGAUUUGUAAAGGAUAAAAAUUGGGUAUACAGACAGGAAAGCGAUAUAUGCAUGCUACACCUGUUCGAAUCGUUUAUGGGGGCUGCUCCGCAAUUAAUAUUGCAGCUAUACAUUAUGGCAGUAUUACGUCGUACACCACUGUGGACAAGUCUGUCGGCCGUAGUGUCCUUUUGUUCGCUGAGCUGGGCGAUAGGCACCUAUACGAAAGCGAUGCACAAAAUAAAUCCUGAUCACGAGGCGACAUGGGUGGCAUUGACUCUUCAGAGCCUCUGGCGAGCGGGUAUGCUGAUCUCCAGAAUAGCCGUUUUGGUCUUAACGGCGCUUUGUCUAAGGGAAUGGUUUUUGUUGUUCCUGGGACUCCAUUGGCUGUUUAUGACCGUUUGGGUGAUCCUACAGAACACAGACUUCUGUCCGACGAUGUGGGAGGAGCGUAUUUAUAAUUGUAUCAUAGGGCUAAUUUAUUGUUUCGAUUUCUUUAAUCUGCGGGUUGGCCGGUCCCGGUACAGAAUGCUUAUCUUCUACUUCGUCGUGACGGUGGAGAACACAGUAUUCCUGGUGGUCUACGUGUUCUGUUACAAGAACACAAUCAGGACCGAGGAGAUCGCGACAGUGACCAGCCUGGUGGCCGGAGGGAUGAUGAUCGGUUUGUCGAGUAUGCUACUUUACUACGGUAAAUAUCAUCCCUCGAAAGUGAUGAUCGGGGGCGGGUCGAUGGCCGCCGACGACAAGCGGACCGAAACGGCGAUCAAGACGACGGGCACGCCUCGAUCGUUCAAACAGUAUUACGCGAACUCGUCGUGUUCCGUCGGUCAUUCUCAAGGGACUGCGUCCGAAGAGGUCACCACGGACAAGCAAUCGUUGCUAACGAACAUCGUGCAGAGCUCGGACUGCGCGGAGACCGGCGUUAUCAACCAGAGCUGCAAGGUCGCCAGCGAAUCGAAGACUGCAGCCGUUCGCGUCGUCUCUGAAUGCGAGUCGGCGCACAACGAUGCUCCCCUGAAGGACGAGGGUGGCGGGGGCGGAGCUGGGGGUGAAUCAAAGGGGUCGUUCCUCCCAGACACCGCGGCCCGAGAAUUUGAGAUGCAGAACGACUGCAACGAUGCUGCUGAGAAAAAGAACGUUCACCGGCAAAAACGUAGAGGCAUCUGCCUGCCGACGAGCCACGGCUUCGACAUAGAGACCAUGUCUACCGAGGCACCAGCGUCGUCGAAUUUGCCGGGGCCGUCGCGAAAGCGGCAAGGAAUUUGCUUCUCGACCCAGUUGAUUCUCGAGAUGGAAAACGACGAGAACGACAAGCUUGCGGACAAGAAGUUGCAAAAUAUGAGCGGGGCUCACGACGAUCUGCUGGAGGACAGAUCUAUCGGCGAAACUCGUAACGGAACGAGCGAGAAGGAGGACCAUGAAACCGUGAACAACGUCAAGAUCUCCGGCAGGGAUCGCCUGAAAACCCCGCCGAUUUUCGACGAUGCUCGUGAGAAGAUCUCGGAGACCGAGAAGCUGACGAAGGAGCAGAGGGACGAGACCAUGAGCUGCGUCACCUCCAUACACGACUAUGAAAAUGUCUGUCCGUUAGGAGUAGCUAGACCCCCGUGGUGCAUUCGUAGUUGGAAGGGGUACACGGACAUAGAGACUUAUAUUCAUGACGACAGCGUGGUCAGGGAUAGACGGAGGGAUACUUUGACCAGCACCACCACGGGGACGACGUAUAGCUCGGAGUUCUCUGAUAUAACUUGCGUCAGCUCGAUACUCAGGGGGAUUUUGAAACAGGACGACUACCUCGACACGUUAGCUUACGACCUGAUCGAUCCCAGGGAGUUAAGAACGGUUCACAAUGAGGAUGCGUCCACUGCGAAGAGGCCGUCCGAAACGGAGGAGCAAAAUGCCACCGUCUAUAUCGCGAAACCCGUGGUGAUCGACGAGAAGGGCGGCAUGUUUGCUCUGGACACCAUUCUGGAGGAGCACGACGAGGAGAAAUUAGAUUACGGUAGACCGGCCCGCGAUUCUGUUAGCACCCUGGUGAGCACAAUCGAUCAGAUCAGAAGGUACACGGCGGACAACUCGCCGAGGCACGUGUACCAUACGACAGGGUCCCAGUGGGAGGACUUCGAUCCGAAAAACUUGAUCAAGAAGGCGCAGCUAACUAGGGCGUUGUUCAAGAAUGAUCUGAAAGAUCCUGCCACCUGCAGCAGGAACUACCUGAACAGCCUGGAUGAGUCGGAUUCCAUCGUCCGAGGUAGAUGCGAGAUAGACGCUAUCAGGGACUUGGUCAAGUAUUGCGCGAUCGAGUCGAUCAGGAAGACGCCGCUGAUAGACGCCAUACUAUCGGACUCGCCUAUUCUGGGCGGCAAAGCGAAGCAGCUGCAGAAGCAGCAGAACACGUACCGGGAAAACGAGACCGAUUCGAAAGACAACGAUCUGUACGUCGAGAUGAGUCCUCUGGUUCCUAUCGUUCAUGAUGUUCAAGUCGUACAGAAGAACUUCUCUGGCAGUCCCGAGUCUGCGAAGACCUGCAACGCCGUUAGCGUUGUUCCGCCGAACGUCUGUGCAGAACCCACGGAUCUGAAUUUCGGAGAGAAGACAGAAUCCCCUGAGAAGCGCAGGAAACCGAUGAACUAUCCGAAACGGAAGUUCUCGUUGUUGAAGGAAAAGUUCGAGGCUAAGUCGCAACUAGUCUACGUCGUCACGCCGAACAACGCCAUCAAACUGGGACAGCCUGCGGUUUCCACCGAGUUGGACACGUCGAAAAAGAACACGUCGGUUGUCUCGAGGAAAAGCACAGACCUCUCCGCGAGGCACGACAAAGAGAACUUGGCUCCCGCGGCACCGUUAAACGUCGUGCAGCCGAAGAAUCCUCCUAUCGACCGAUGCCCCGCGAAUCGGGAGAAAACCGACUCGAUUUACGAAAACGACAAGUCUCGUGAUACCGAUUUAAAUCUAAAACAGAGGAGGCACAUAUUUUUGGAGCAGGUCCUGUCACCACCCAAGCUGCUCACGUGGAACAAGAGAAGGUCCCUCGUCGGCUCUGCUGUGAAAAAGUUUUAGGGCUGCUGGCACCGCCCUUGCGAAUUGCUCCCAAAGGCCACAUUUACGAGCAAACGGCGACAGUGAAAGAACAGACUGUCCACACCUUAAACAAAGACUUAUCUUUCUUUUGCUGGUAUUGCUUAGCUGGCGGGGAGCAUUCGGUACACUCUUAAGAAUCUAUGGUACGAGCUUCCUCACAAGAGUGAUAUUUAGAUUUAUUUUUUUACUAGAUCGAUGUCUUCCUGUGUUCUGGUCGCAUACCUCUUCGGUAGUCGGCUCAGAAACAAGUUGUAUUAUGUACUGUAUCCAUUUUUAUUAAGUAUGUAAAUCGAUUACAUCGUUGCCAAGUACGAUAUUACAUUAUACAAUAUUAAAGAUCUGUAAUAAUUAUACAUAUGAAAAUUAUUUUUA
Messenger RNA from Megalopta genalis, 4239 nucleotides. RefSeq lists its product as uncharacterized. Gene Ontology annotation, cellular component: membrane. The record is from RefSeq and is a predicted model, not a curated record. NCBI's taxonomy places the organism in Eukaryota, Metazoa, Arthropoda, Insecta, Hymenoptera, Halictidae.